AUGGAAAAAGGCACUCAGCCAAAGUUGACUGUGUCAGAUGAUGAGUAUAUUCCUCGACCUGGAAUUAUAAAUCUUCUUAAAAGAAUUUUUCAACCAAGCAAAAAUCAUUCAUAUUAUCAUGUUGUUUGUGGAGAACACGGAACAGGAAAAACAUCAUUGUUCAGGAUAGUAGCAAAUGAAGUUGAACAAGGUGUUAUUUAUGUUGAUAUUCCUCCAAAUUUUAAUAAACUGGAUGACAAAUUUGGAAAAGCUCUUAAUUUUUCUUUUGAAGAAGAUAUCUCAAUUACAUUGAAAUUGAAAAAAAGAAUUUUUGACAAAACUGAAACCAUGCAGUCCUAUUCCAAGUGGGAGAAAGCUAUGGAUGUUUUUAUGCGUGCUUCUGAAGUGUAUAAAGCAAAACAUGGAAAACUGCCAGUUAUUAUUUAUGAUAAUGUUAGCCGAUUGGUUCACAAAAAUUCAGAAAUCCUCGAUAUCCUUCAAGAUGAGGCCAAGGAUAAUGCUGAUAACAAGAAAUAUAUUGCUGUAUUUGACAGCAGUGAAGGUUCAGUAUCUAGAAGAAUGGAAUAUAAUAUGCAGUUUUUGGUCAUGUACAAAAAGCCAAUAAUUGAAAUUGGAGAUCUUAGCAAAGAAGAAUCAAUGAAAUAUCUGACUAAAAAGUGCAAGAUCAAUAAGGUGAAAGCAAAAAAAUUAUAUGAAUUGGUUGGUGGACAUAUUGUGACUCUAAAGUCUGUAACAGAUGAUUUUAUUGCUGGACAAUCUUUUGAAAACAUUAAAACAAUAGUUUUUAACAACAUCUAUGAUAAUUUUAAAAAGGCAAAGAUUAAUUCAGAUCAAACAAAUUAUGAAAUGGCAAAAAUUAUUAUAAGGGCUUUAUUAAAUUCUAAUAAUGUUCUUCAUGUUAGUAUGCUUCGAAAAUUGACUAAAGUAGAACCGAACGAGUUUUUAGAGAAUAAUGUAUUUGCAUAUCACCUAAGAAAUAAGACUGUAACUUUUCAGUCUCACUCAACAGAAUGUUAUAUCCAGAAAAAUGCUAACAAAUUUAUUAAAUAG
Molecule: messenger RNA, 1050 nt
Organism: Diversispora eburnea
Lineage: Eukaryota; Fungi; Glomeromycota; Glomeromycetes; Diversisporales; Diversisporaceae
Source: the annotation of a GenBank genome assembly